AUGGAAUACACUACCGACAUCACCUACAAGCACACAAGCAAUAUCCGAGAAUGGGCGAAGCAAACCCCCCCUUUCCCACCUCAACCCCACCCUUUUACCCCGGAGACUGCUUCACCUUUCACCAUAGAAAUCCCUUCGUACCACGUAUGUGGUUGUAAAAAAGAGAACGAGUAUAGGAGAGAACUAUCUGAAACGGCUUUUCAGACUGGUAUUAGGUUGUUUAAGAGGUAUAUUGAGGACCGCAAGGUGAAAGAGGCUGCUAUGAAAGAAUAUUUGAGUAGGGAGAAGAGACUGGUAGUUUAG
Molecule: messenger RNA, 303 nt
Organism: Hymenoscyphus albidus
Lineage: Eukaryota; Fungi; Ascomycota; Leotiomycetes; Helotiales; Helotiaceae
Source: the annotation of a GenBank genome assembly